AUGGAACAACAAAGGAAAAAUCGCAAAGUACUUCGCACUUCUUUUUCGAAGGUGGCAAAUGAGCUUUCAGAUUUGCUAUCUAAAGGCGAAGUGGAAAGUCGGCUUGUACAAGUUUCGUGGAACAUUCUCCAGCAAAAACAUGAUAGUCUCAAAAAACUGGAUGAGACGAUUUUCAAUACGAUGCUGGAAGAAGACGUUAGCGAAAAGGAUUUAUUGACAGAGACUGAAGGAAACGACACCUAUGAGCACAAGUUUUGUGAUCUGUGUAUACGCUGUGAGGAGUUCUUCAAGCCACCCGCGUUGGCUGCCGAGGUGAGGUCGAACCACUCAUGUAGCGGUAAACAAACAGUUAUUGAACCAGGUAGGCGUAAAUUUAAGUUACCGGUGCUGGAGUUUAAAAAGUUUGAUGGGACUAUUAAAGACUGGCUUCCGUUUUGGUCCCAAUUUAGGAAAAUUCAUGACGAUCUUGAUUUGGACUUAAGUGACAAGGUCGAAUAUUUAGUUCAAGCAACGGUUGCCGGAAGCCGUGCCAGACAAUUAGUGGACAGUUUUCCCGCGACGGGUACUAAUUAUUUGAAGAUAGUCGAUUGCUUAAAAGCGCGAUUCGGUAGGGACGAUCUUCAAAUCGAAGUUUAUGUGCGUGAGUUGUUGAAAUUAAUAAUAAGAAACGCUACGUCGAACGAAAAAAUCGAGAUCUCUUUAUUAUACGAUAAAAUAGAGACGCAAUUACGUGCGUUGGAAACACUCGGCAUUACUUCCGAUAAGUACGCGGCUAUGCUGUUUCCAUUAAUCGAAUCGUGUUUCCCGCCGGACCUCCUUCGUAUUUGGCAACGUACGUCAACGGUCACUGAGGGUAAUGGGGAGUCUAGUUUAGAAGACCGCCUAAAAAGUCUAAUGUUAUUUUUAAGACACGAGGUAGAAAACGAACAACAUGUAUGUUUGGCGAUGGAAGGGUUUGGUUUAGGAUCAGGUUUAAAUAAAACUAAGAAGAAUUUGGAACAUAGGAAUACCGGUGUAGAUAAUAGCGGGAACGUGAAGUUUAGGUCUGUGCCAACUGCAUCAGGCUUAGCAAAUAACACCAGGGAACCGCAGUGCGUUUUCUGUAACAACAAUUCGCAUGAAAGCGUCAAAUGUUUUCGGGCAAAGAAGUUGUCAGUCGAACAGAAACGCGACAAGUUGGGCGAUUCCGGUGCAUGCUUUCGGUGUCUCAAAAUCGGGCAUAUUUCACGAAGAUGUCACAUGAGAGUAAAAUGUGUCACUUGUGGUAAAUCACAUAUGGAAAUUAUGUGUCCAGGGCUGGCGAAAGGUAUACCACAAGUCACAGAACCACCACUUACAUCGGACAUCACGACCAAUGCAGACGCCAGCCAGGUAUUAGUAGCCAACCACAGCACGAACACCCAGGUAUUUUUGCAAACCCUCCGCGUACAAUUAUACGGAACAGGGCGCUCCAAAGUUGUACGGGUUUUAAUCGACACUGGUUCCCAGAAGUCGUACAUUUUAGGGUCAACGGCCACUUUGUUAGGUUACACCCCCAAACAAAAGAUAAAUUUAUUACAUGGAUUGUUUGGGGGAAGUCAGAUCAUGCGGCAACAUAACGCUUAUGAAAUUAAUUUACGACAUAAUAGUUAUGCUUGUACUUUCGAAGCUCUUGACCAGGACGUCAUUUGCAAUGCGGUUUCGCCUAUCUUUGAUGGAGUUUGGUUGGAAGAAAUGAGUCGGUUGGGUAUUGUGCUUUCGGAUACUUCGACCCUGUCACCUAUUGAGGUGUUGAUUGGUGCAGAUGUGGCGGGGAAGUUGUACACGGGCCGAAGACAUAUUUUGCCAUGUGGUUUGGUGGCAGUAGAAACCCUAUUAGGCUGGACCUUGAUGGGCAAGAUACCUGAAGGACGUAAUAGUGUCGAAACUUUGUCGGCUUUAAGUCUUUUCGUCAAUGACACAUCAUUGGCCAACUUGUGGAAACUGGAGACGUUAGGCAUCGUGGACUCAUCGGAGCAAAUGACACGGGAAGAAAGCGCUUUGGCGGCAAAGGAUUUAUUUUUAAAGACAAUUACCGUCAAUGGCGAGUCCAGGUACGAAGUCCGCCUACCUUGGUUAGAGGAUCGCCCAGAAUUGCCGAAUAACUACAAUCUUGCCAGGAAAAGACUUGACAACACUGUUAACAAGUUACGCAAGGAUGGACUUUUCGAAUUAUAUGACAGGGUUUUUGAAGAAUGGCUUGCGGAAAACAUAAUCGAAGAAGUCCCUCAGACGAAUACAGGCCAGGCCCAUUAUCUGCCACACCGGCCGGUUAUCAAAGAAUCGAGCACAACGAAAAUUCGGCCGGUAUUUGAUGCAUCAGCUAAAGAAAAAUAUAAACCCUCUUUAAACCAGUGUCUCGAGAAAGGGUUAAACCUUAUAGAGGAAAUUCCGAAUAUUUUUCUGAGAUUCAGGACCAAUAAAAUUGGAGUGGUAUCGGACAUUAGAAAAGCCUUUUUACAGAUCGGUGUACACGAGACCGACAGGGACUACCUACGAUUUUUAUGGGUCAAUAAAGACGGUGGUCAAAAAAUUUUUCGGCACCGAAGGGUGGUGUUUGGCAUUAACAGUAGCCCAUUUUUAUUAGGGGCCACGCUAGAAUAUCACUUGACCCAGAUGCUGCAAAAGGCAGGUACACAUUAUUCAGAAGGAACAGUGCAACAAUUAUUAAAGAGCUUUUAUGUCGAUAAUUGCGUGACAAGCGUCGCAAAUGAGGAGCUUUUGGUAAAGUUUAUUAACGAGGCGUCUUCAAUAAUGGCUGAAGGAGCAUUUGAUUUGAGAGGGUGGGAGUAUACCAACCAAGUGCAACCAAACGAAUUCUACUGUGGUACCACGGUACUUGGUAUGACAUGGGAUACCACCAAAGACACCUUAAGCCUUAAGUUGGAGCUAGAAAACUUUGCCGAAAUGCUUAGUAGGCCGGUGACAAAAAGAUUUAUGUUAUCAUUGGCUCAACGACUAUUCGAUCCGAUAGGGUUCACCUGUCCUGCUACAUUGUACCCUAAAAUUUUACUGCAACAGACGUGGGAGAAAUCCAUAGGUUGGGACACUCCAGUUGACGAAGAAAUGGCCAAGAACUUUCGAUCAUGGAUGGAAGAACUCCCAUUUUUGAUUGAAAUAAGAAUUCCGAGAUGGAUAGGUGCGGGAGCUGAAGACGCCAAACAAUGGGAAAUACAUACGUUCUGCGACGCCAGUAAGAGUGCUUUCUCUACUGUUGUGUUUCUGCGAGGUAUUCAACAAGACGGGAGUGUUUUUAUUCAUUUAUUAGCCAGCAAAUCACGAGUAGCGCCUAUCAAGAAGUUGUCAAUACCUAGACUUGAAUUGAUGGCUGCUCUAAUUGGAGUUCGUUUGUUUAAUAAUGUUAGAAAAAACCUAGAUAUUAAUGCUGAAGUAUUUUUUUGGACGGAUUCCUCUACAACACUAUUUUGGAUUCAACACGAAGAAGAGUGGGCAACUUUUGUGAUGAAUAGGGUAGAGGAAAUAAGAAGGACAUCGCCGGUCAGCAGUUGGCAUCAUGUUCCAGGAGUAGUUAAUCCUGCCGAUCUUCCUUCACGUGGAUGCUCGGCUAAAAAACUGCUUCAAUCAAAAUGGUGGGAGGGACCUAGUUGGCUUUACCAAGACAGUUCACACUGGCCAACACAAAGUUUUAAUUUGAUUGAAGCAGAAAUAUCUCAGGAAAGAAAGAAGAAGCUGGUUACGUCGCUAGUUAACAAAGACACGGAGGUAAUGAACACGGAUGACUGGCGCCUCAACUAUUUUGGAAACUUUACAAAGACAGUACGCAUGCAUGCUUGGAUAAUCCGGUUUUGGCACAAUGUUACAAACAAGGAAAAUAAACGUAAAGGUCCACUUGCUGCUGAAGAGAUUGACGUAGCAGAACAAAAGAUAUUGGGGCUGGUACAGCGCGAAUGUUUUGCCGAGCACAACGACAAACACUUGGCUUCUCUGGACGUCUUUAAAGACGAAAACGGCAUUAUUCGCUUAAAAUCUAGGAUAAGUAAUAGAAAUGAUUCGGAAUUAUUUAGAUAUCCUAUAGUUUUGCCGUCCAAACAUCCUGUAGUAACACAAUUGGUAUUUCAAGAACACAAAAAUUCAUGCCACACGGGUGUUCAGGCCCUAAUUAGCAUAUUGCGCGAAAAAUUUUGGAUUUUAGGUGGAAGACGUGCAAUAAAGUCGGUAAUAUCAAAGUGUGUAAUUUGUAGAAGACACAGCAGUAAGCCCUUUGAUGAAAAUGCUCCCCCGCUACCCUUAGAUCGUGUUCGCGAUUCGGCCGCCUUUGAGGUCAUUGGCGUAGAUAUGACCGGUCCUUUGUAUAUUAAAACGGGCGAAAAAGUGUGGAUUUGCAUCUUUACCUGUGCAGUGUAUCGCGCGGUGCAUUUCGAACUUUGCAUGUCGCUGUCUACAGCUAGUUUCAUGCAAGCAUUAAGACGCUUUAUUGCUAGACGGGGGCGGCCGAAAACAAUUUAUAGUGAUAACGGGACAAACUUUGUUGGGACUGAUAACGCGUUUUCACGUUUAGACUUUACGAAAAUCGCCGAAGAAAGUGCCGUACAACGCAUUACGUGGCGGUUUAACCCCCCCAACGGGUUCGUGGUGGGGCGGGUUUUGGGAAAGACUCAUCGGGAUUCUGAAACCGUUGUUAAGAAAAGUGUUGGGUCGAACUUCACUUACUUACGAGGACUUGUCAACGGUGAUUUGUGA
Molecule: messenger RNA, 4719 nt
Organism: Sitophilus oryzae (rice weevil)
Lineage: Eukaryota; Metazoa; Arthropoda; Insecta; Coleoptera; Curculionidae
Exons: 1
Coding region: 1-4719 (1572 amino acids)
Biological process (GO): DNA integration
Molecular function (GO): nucleic acid binding; zinc ion binding
Source: RefSeq, a predicted model, not a curated record